This is a messenger RNA of Andrographis paniculata, 1760 nucleotides long. RefSeq lists its product as uncharacterized. Gene Ontology annotation, biological process: biosynthetic process. The record is from RefSeq and is a predicted model, not a curated record. Gene Ontology annotation, molecular function: isomerase activity; nucleic acid binding. The transcript is spliced from 11 exons. Gene Ontology annotation, cellular component: cytoplasm. NCBI's taxonomy places the organism in Eukaryota, Viridiplantae, Streptophyta, Magnoliopsida, Lamiales, Acanthaceae. Bases 133 to 1569 code for a protein of 478 amino acids.
CAAUUUACGUUUCGUCCAAGAAUUCAAUCGGCAUAUUCCCUACCUUCUUUCUGGGUCUUCGUCUUCGAAGUUAGGUUCUGAAGAGAUAAGAAAAAACAAUCUUGUUUCUUUACAAUUUGCCGCCGUUGAAUCAUGGCUACUCCUGAAAUUUUGCAGACGGAACAAGAUUUCAUGAUAUAUGCUUCCCUCUUUGAUGCCUCUACUCCUAAAGAUGGAAGCUCGCGGGGGUUAGAUAUCGAGAAAAAGAUAGAGUUUCUGGAGAGUUUGGCUGGAAAAGUGAGCAACCGAAGAUCUCGAAGAUGGUUGAAUGACCGCUUGUUGAUGGAGCUUGUACCUCGUCUGAAUGCUAAUGAAAUUAGGGGCUUGUUUGCUCCACCACCAUGGGGCGAAGACGCUCCUCCUUCUGCAUUUAGCAUGACAAAUGUUGGAGAAUGGGAUAAUUUCAGAAAUAUAGACAUGGAUAAAGAGGCAUCUAUUAUAAAAUCUGUUGGAAACUCUUCAUCGAAGCAGAGAGAUCGCCAGGAUGUCGACAAAGUUGCUGCACUUACUGCUUGGCAUCGCGUAGAUAGCCGAACCAGAGAGGCUCUGCGCCGAUGUUAUCUUUCAGAGGUCAUCCAUGGGUACGAGGAAUGCAUACGUUCCUAUGUAAAAGACAGUGGUGACGCAGACAAUGUUCUUGUGCUAAACAUUCAGGAUCCAUUUUAUCGAUUAUUACUUCAUGGUGUCUGCGAGGUCGAUGCGUUUACUGACUCUGCAUUCAAAGGGAAUCCGGCGGCGGUGUGCCUCCUGGAGGACGAGAGGGACGAGGAGUGGCUGCAAGCGGUGGCGCGUGAGUUCAAUCUAUCGGAAACUUGCUACUUGACUCGCCUUACCGGCUCCGCUCCCAAGUUCCGCCUCCGUUGGUUCACUCCCGUUGCUGAGGUGAAACUUUGUGGACAUGCAACUUUGGCUGCAGCUCACUUUCUCUUCACACAUGAUUUGGUUGAAGGUAAUGAAAUCGAAUUCACGACGCUGUCGGGGAUUUUGACAGCGAAGAAAGUAUCCGAAGCCGGGAUUUCAGACACAUCUGGUAGCUUCCUCAUUGAGCUGGAUUUUCCAGUCGUCGAGCUGGUGGACUACAAUGGCCCUGCUGCUGAUGUUUCGACUAUUUCGAAAAGCUUGAACGGCGCUGUAGUGAAUGAAAUCCACUUGACAACCUCGGCAGAAGAUCUCCUCGCUGUGCUACCGUCUGGUGAAGAUGUCGCGCGAGUAGAACCUAACUUCGACUUGAUACAAAAAUGCCUCGGUAGAGGAUUACUCAUUACUGGGCUCGGUCCCCCUGGCUCUGGCUUCGAUUUUUAUAGUCGAUUCUUUUGCCCGAAACUAGGGAUAAAUGAGGAUCCCGUAUGUGGAAGCGCUCAUUGCGCAUUACUACCUUAUUGGAGCAAGAAGCUCGGAAAAUGCGAUCUUGUAGCCUAUCAAGCUUCUCCGAGAGGUGGAGUGCUCCAUCUAAGCCUCGAUUCGAAGAAUCAACGGGCGUUGCUCCGAGGAAAAGCCAUUGCUGUUAUGGAAGGUUCACUUUUGGUGUAAUCAGCUAAAAGAACAACAAAAAAUACAUUCGAAACAAGUUGUGUUGUGUGUAAUUUUUCUGUAAGAACUUUGCUAAAUCUGUCGCAUCCUCAGUUUCUCACAAACAAUGAAUGCAUUGCUGUAAUAAACAACUUUUGGAUCACAUUGUUGAUGCCAUUACAAAUCUUCGUUCUCUGUUCUUGAUCUUCCUG